Molecule: messenger RNA, 519 nt
Organism: Lactuca sativa (garden lettuce)
Lineage: Eukaryota; Viridiplantae; Streptophyta; Magnoliopsida; Asterales; Asteraceae
Source: RefSeq, a predicted model, not a curated record
AUGACAUUGUUUGAUGCAAAACCACAUAUCAUGAGGUUUAAUGAGCAUCAAAUGACUCUAUUCUUGUGGUGGAGAAAGCCUAUAUGUAUGGGAAGACACGCAUUUGGUGAUCAGUACAAAGCUACUGACACAAUGAUUAAAGAACAUGGAAAACCGAAGUUGGUGUUUAUUCUUGGAGGAGAAGGUGAAGAGAUAAACUUGGAGGUUUACAGUUUCACGGGUGUUGGAGCUUUGUCAAUGUACAACACUGAUAAGUCCAUUGUUACUUUUGUUGAAGCCUCAAUGAACAUAACUUAUCAGAAAAAAUGGCCACUUUAUCUUAGCACCAAGAAUACCAUCCUCAAGAAACAUGAUGAAAGAUUUAAAGACAUAUUUCAAGAGGUUUAUGAAAGAAACACGAAGUCAAAGUUUGAGGCUGCUCAUGUAUGGUAUGAACAUAAUCUUAUCGAUGACGUGGUUGCCUAUGCUCUCAAGAGUGAUGAAAGGCAUGUCUGGGAAUGCAAAAAUACAAGCUUUUGA